AUGGACGAGAAAGAAGAGACCAACGAGCCCCUCGACCUUGUGCGCCUCUGCAUUGACGAAGUCGUCAUUGUCAAGCUGCGCGGCGACCGUGAGCUGAAGGGUAGACUACAUGCAUACGACUCGCAUUGCAACCUCGUUCUCGGAGACGUCGAGGAAACCAUAUACAUUGCAGAAGAGGAAGAUGAUGAGCAGGAGACCCGCGUACGGACGGUCAAGAAGCAGAGCGAGAUGCUGUUCGUAAGAGGCGACUCGGUAGUUCUCAUCGCACCGGCAGAAGGAGCAUCGCAAUGA
This is a messenger RNA of Alternaria atra, 291 nucleotides long. RefSeq lists its product as uncharacterized. Lineage: Eukaryota; Fungi; Ascomycota; Dothideomycetes; Pleosporales; Pleosporaceae. The transcript has 3 exons. Gene Ontology annotation, biological process: P-body assembly; mRNA splicing, via spliceosome. Gene Ontology annotation, molecular function: RNA binding. Gene Ontology annotation, cellular component: catalytic step 2 spliceosome; U4/U6 x U5 tri-snRNP complex; P-body. The coding region runs from base 1 to 291 and encodes 96 amino acids. The record is from RefSeq and is a predicted model, not a curated record.